UGUGAACAAAAUUUUAAGUCGAAAUUCCCUAAUUUCAUUUUUACAGUAAAUACCUCGAGAUGGAUAGAAAAUUCAGUAAAACGGUCAUAACUCUUGAUAGAAGAAGCAGAAACCCAAAUCCUUUUAGGGUAUUUACUAUCUCAAUAUGCUCACUUAAAUGAGAUAUAAAUGAUUCAAAACGGGAGGUUACACCUCGGGAAGUUCCCUCGUGAACACAAAUAGCUGCUAAAAACUUCUCGUCUCUAUUUUAUCACGCUUUGAAAAAACUUAUCUAAGUUAAACCAUGAAACACAAAAAAAAAACUAUCGAUUUUAUUGAAAAAACUUUUUCGUGAAGAACGCAAAUACAAAAACAAUCAGAAAAAUUCGGAGAAUCAUAUUAACGUCACUGCUGAAUAAAUAUAUAUGUUGUCUUAUUGAUAACAUGAUAAUUUGUAAUUGGAUCAAGCGAAUUAGACAUUAUAUUUGUAUCCUUUUGUGAAACACGAUCUGAAAGGAGUGUUGAAGUGUUUAAGGGUAGCAAUUUGGAUCCCCCCUCCCCUCCACAGACCGUGACAGACAUCUUAAUCAAUUAGUAUUUAAUUAACUAAUUAACCGUCACAGACCGUGACAGACAGGGCUUGGGACCCAUCACAGAUCGUAACAGAGAAACUGUAGUUCUAAAGCAUUAGAUAAACCGAUAGAUACAAAUAUAUCGCAAAGAAAUGGAACAAAACAAUUUCCAUUUAACUAGUAACAAUAGAUCCAUCGUGUUUCACAUUUUUAAUCCCGCAAGGGAUUGCGCUAACAGAUUUUUCAUAAUAUAUACAAUUGAAGCAUAAUUAGGAUUUUCCAAGAGAGCAAUAUAUUAUGACUUAUCCUAUUAAUGUUUAUAUAUUCUCAUCUUAGGUUUCAUCUUUGAAAUAACUUGCUAAUGUAGUGGAUUUUCUUUUCAGCCUGUCUUAUCUUACUAAAACAAGGAUAAACACAGGGUGCCUCAAAAGUCCUGUCGCGAUAAGAAAUUGAGAUAUCUCGACCAGAUGUCGACCAAAUGAGCUGAAAUUUUGCCCAGUGAUAGAAGCAUAUUCAAAGUUUAUAUCCAUAAAGAUAUACAUAUAGAGACUCUUUGUUAAGUAUUGCUACUGACUUCAACACAAAAAAUUUACUUUUUCACAGAUACAAAGAAAAACCAAUAUACUUAGCAAAUGGGUUCUCUAGGCAUGUCCUUAUGAAUAUAUAAAGCUUGGACAUACCUCUUGAAUUGAUACAAAAAUCAACUUGUUCGCUCGAGUUGUAAUGGAGAUAUGAAAUUUUUUAUUCGGGAAAGUGACUUUUCCGAUACUUUGUAUACUGUUUUUUUCUAUUUGUAAAAAAGUAAAUUUUUUGUGUUGAAGUCAAUAGUGAUACUUCACAAAGGGUCUCUAUAUGUAUAUCUUUAUGAAUAUAAACUUUGAAUAUGCCUCUAUCACUGGUAAAAAUUUCAGCUCAUUUGGUCGACAUCUGGUGGAGAUACCUCAAUUUCUUAUUGCGACAGGACUUUUGGUACCCCUGUACAAAAGUAGUAUAUAUAUGAUUCAAAUAAAUAUGUUUAUUUGCAUUCAUUCCACUUUUCGGCUUUUGCAUUCUUAAAAAAAUUAUUUUCUCUUAUAAAUAUUAACAUUGUAUCGUUUUUUUUUUCAGGAUAAAUAUGUUCAUUCACAUGUAAAUUGCAAUCGUCUUGAAGAUACAGAUACAGAAUUAAGUGGAAUGGAAGAAGCUCAAUGUACUUUAAACAAAGUAAAACAAUUAAACAUGCAGGACUAA
Messenger RNA from Rotaria sp. Silwood2, 1781 nucleotides. Lineage: Eukaryota; Metazoa; Rotifera; Eurotatoria; Philodinida; Philodinidae. The record is from the annotation of a GenBank genome assembly.